This is a messenger RNA of Protopterus annectens (West African lungfish), 2404 nucleotides long. RefSeq names its product chromosome chr3.part0 C8orf88 homolog (gene CCHR3.PART0H8orf88). The transcript is spliced from 8 exons. Bases 448 to 876 code for a protein of 142 amino acids. The record is from RefSeq and is a predicted model, not a curated record. Lineage: Eukaryota; Metazoa; Chordata; Ceratodontiformes; Protopteridae.
UUCUUCGACUCAUUCAGCGAUGCACAAAGGCAUUCAUUAUUCCUCUCCCAAAACCGAAAAUUACAAAUAUAAACUGAUUAAGAACAAAAAAACAGCAAACAUCAUUCAGAAGUAACAGGCGCAGCACGACAUCCUUCCAGAACAGUUUUACACACCCUUUUAAUGAGAAACCACUGGCCGCAAUACGCAGCAGAAUGCUGGAGUAGGAGGAGUGUGUUUGACAGCUCGGUCAUGUAAUGAAUAGCUGGAUAGUUUAACCGGCGUUUGAAGACUAUGUAUAAGUACAGUGUCUCGUUUACUUUGUUGUUGUGGGGAUAGUUGGACGAUGGUACUUAUUCAGAAGUACUGAAAGCCAGAAAUAGUGAAGGACUUUUUUCCACCUCUUCAGCUGCUUGCAAUAGUGCCCCUUAGUUAAGGUGCUAACUUGCUGUAUACUGUUCAGCAGUCAUGAUAGAAGCAAAGAAACUUAUUGGAAAAUCUCUUCAGCCUGCUAGACCAUUGCGCCGCUCACUGUUACAUUGUGAAUCUAAAAUUUGGGAAGACUGCCAGAAAGAUUUCUCACAGAAUGAAAUGUAUUGGCAAGACCAUGACAGUUUGUGGUGCAGGGUAAAUGGAAUACAGAAUGAGCAUGUUACAGUUGCCAACAAAGAGAAACGGAUAACAAAAACUACAGAAGUUGUCACCCAAGGUAACCUGGCAACAAGAGGAGGUGUGGUGAUCUGUGACAAUCCUAUUGGCCUAAAUGAACAAGAGGAAGAUUUUGAAUCUUGGUUGCUUGCACCUUGUUUCUCAUUUAACUCCAGACUGCAAGGCCAGUCACUGAAGUCUCAACUUACAUUUUUGAAAAAAGAAUUAAAUACAGUGCAGAGUUUCUGAAGAAAUGUUCAAGUCAUCCAUUUUGUAAUGAAAAGCCUAAAUUUUUGCCUAACCAUCCUGUUGUACUUGAAAAAUCACAUGCCAGAUUUCCAGGACAUAGUUGCCUGACAGCAAGGUCACGUAAAUACUCCGCACUUAAUAGUUCUCAACCAAAAAGCUGUUUAUGCCAUAUCCGUCACUGCCAUAAUCCAUGUUGUAUAUAGAAAUAUAUCCUCCAUGGCAGUGAUGUGAGCACUCAAGACUACUGUUUGCCUGCUUUAAACAGUACAACACUGUAUUGCUGCAUAAUAUACCUUAAUGUGCAAAUGUUUAUUUUGCAUUAUUUUUUCUUUGUCCUAAUUAGUACUGUGUAGAUAAGUUUUACAGGACUUAGACCUUUGCUUUUCUAACAAAGUGAUAAACUGAGUACUUGUGAUAAUCACUUUCUUUGACAACUGCAGUGUUCCACAUUAACUGUCUUUGAAUUUCUUCAUACUUCUAUCUUCAUCCUGAGUAUAACCAGUGUAAUAAGACAUCAGUAAAGAAAAAUGUAAACCAGAAGGUUCUGGUUUAAUUUACUGUAUUUUCUAUGACUGCUGUAUGAAUGUGCCUGUUAGCUUCAGUGCCUUAUGGUUCACACUCUUUAAUGUAACAUUACAGUGACUGUUAUAUUAGCCCAUUUGUAGCCUACCUGAUUUGCAGGUAGGGGGCAUGUAUGCUUAAAAAAAUUAAUAUAUUGUAUUAUAUAUGUAAAACAGCAUGUAGUGCAAUUUUCUUGCAGUGUAGAAUUACAGAAAAAAAAUCUUUCGGCAAUAUGACAGUAAUAAGUGUGUGCUUAAAACAGAAGCAUGCAAAUGAUUAUGCAUGUGUGCAGACUUCAUAGCCUCUUUAAGGUAAAAUUUGGAUUGCAGCCUUGUUUUCAUGACAUCAUUGUUUAGGAAGUUCCAAGAAUGUUGUCUUCCUCUGGUUUAGGUUAAGAUAUUUUAAGAUGAAGAAAAAUGAAUGCAGGGGUGACACUUUGGAGUUCCAAACAAGUCUUGCUUGUAUUAAAGUAAUUUGAAUUACAAGCUAUUACCAUGCCAGCUUUGUGAAUUGCUCACACUACUGUAGUGUUAACACACUAAUAGAUUUUUAAUGACCAGGUUAAGAGACCGUAACACAAAUGACUGAUUUACAGUAUGAGAUUACUGCAUUCUUAUUAUAGCAUGAACAGUGAUAUUGGGUAAAUUUGCAUCACUGCAGUCCAGAUUUCGUAGAGUUGAAAUUUAGGAAUCCUGAAUUCUCAAUCCUCAGCCUUUUCCAAUGUGAUUAUGUUAUAAUGUGAUACUCAGUUUGCAAUGGAUAGUAGUUUUUAUUUUUGGGACUUUUCCAGAUUAGGUUUAUCAUUCCUGUUUAUGACGUUGGACAGUCUGUGAGAGUUAGCUUAGUUCUCUUAAGCAGAACUUUUUCUUUCAUUUGGUUUCAGUGUAACUUUCAAAAGUGCAAAAAUAAUCUUUUUCUUUUCUGACUUCCAGUCUUCAAUUUUUAAUAAAAAUCCAUUUGAAACAGC